Molecule: messenger RNA, 2814 nt
Organism: Cydia pomonella (codling moth)
Lineage: Eukaryota; Metazoa; Arthropoda; Insecta; Lepidoptera; Tortricidae
Product: probable peroxisomal acyl-coenzyme A oxidase 1
Exons: 13
Coding region: 751-2760 (669 amino acids)
Biological process (GO): lipid homeostasis; fatty acid beta-oxidation using acyl-CoA oxidase
Cellular component (GO): peroxisome
Molecular function (GO): FAD binding; fatty acid binding; acyl-CoA oxidase activity
Source: RefSeq, a predicted model, not a curated record
UGAUACAUAUAACAAAAUUGGAAAAUAAGUAGAUAAUGACGCUGCGAAUUCAAGCAAAGGCGCUGGUAGUAGUAGGAUACAUUUAAGACUGGGUGGACCGUCCAGCACCUUCGUGGGGGGAAUUGUGUUUUCUAAUAAACCAAUUCAUUUAUGUUUAAAUCAGUAUAUUAAUAUUAUUCCCCAACUUUUGGUCUUUGUCACAUAGUUUUAUUUUGUUUAUUUUUGCUUUAUCAAUUAAACGGCAAAUGGUGUGGCCAUAUUUUUCCAUUUAGGCGAUAAAGUCAAAAGUAAGUAAUAUAAAACUAUAUCACAUAGGUCAAAAAUUGGUGAAUAAUCAUGACAACAAUAUUAAAAUACUGCUUUAUACUGAAAUUAAUUAAUUAAUUACAAAACAUAAUUCCCCCAAUAAGGGCGCCACUGGACAGUCGACCCAGUCAAGCAUGGUAUUCUUAUUUUGAAAAUAGAAGUGUAGUUUAUAGACGUCUAAAAUGAGAAAUCAUAAAGUAACUAUUUAAUUGAAAAUAAACUAGGUAAACAAAAAUCCCUGAAGUUUGACCUUCGCACCCUAAUCGAAACAAUUGUCAUUCAUGUUAAUUACGAAGUUAAUUCAAGGAAAUUUACAUUAGGAUACAUUCCGUCAUCGACAUUAGUAUUGAAAACAUUCGUGCUUAAAACCAAACUGAAAAAGUUUGUCGAAAUAUAUUGAUCGUUCAUAUUUUGAAACGUAUAAGUCUUGAAUUCUGUGCAAAAAUGGCUGAGGUUGCAGUGAAUGAAGAUUUGAUUAGAGAAAGGAAAAAGUGUAAUUUCAAUAUCGAAGAACUGACGUAUAUCAUAGACGGAGGAAGAGAAAGGACUGAGGAUAGAAGGAGUAUAGAAAGCAUUGCAUUUAAGAAAGAACAUCUAGAAGUAGUAAAUAAAGGCCCUCCAGAGGAAUGCCUUAGCUUGAAGGAGCGAUAUGAGAAAGCGAUCGAGAAGUCCUGCCUAUUUGCAGUCUUGUUCAAGAACUUCGUCACUACUGGCGAUGUAGAUAUUGAAACUAUUGGGUCAUCCUUUCUCCGGAGAACAGCAGACGCUUACUUAAACGAGCAGUCCCCAUUCGCUGUUCACUUGGGCAUGUUUGUGACCACAAUCUUGGGUCAGGGCACGCCAGACCAGCAGGCAGAGUGGCUACCUAGUGCUUUGGACAUGCAGAUUGUUGGCACGUACGCUCAGACUGAAUUGGGCCACGGCACGUUCAUCCGAGGGCUAGAGACGACGGCGACCUACGACCCCGAGACGGAGCAGUUCGUGCUGCACACGCCCACGCUCUCUGCUCAUAAGUGGUGGCCUGGUGGAUUGGGAAAAACAGCCAACCACGCCGUUGUCAUAGCCCAGCUGUACACUAAAGGCGAGUGCCAUGGAACUCAUCCUUUCAUAGUCCAGAUUCGUGACAGGGAGACCCAUAUGCCGCUACCUGGAAUCAGGGUGGGGGAGAUUGGUCCAAGGAUGGGGUACAUUAAUGCUGACAACGGCUUCCUGGGUUUCGACCACUUUAGGAUACCCAGGGAGAAUAUGCUGAUGAAAAAUGCUCAGGUUUUGAAGGAUGGAACUUACGUAAAGAAGUCUCACAAGAAGAUGACAUACGGCACGAUGGUUUUCAUCCGUGUGAUUCUAGUCAACGAUGCAGCUUUCAACUUGGCGAAAGCAGUCACUAUAGCUGUACGCUACUCCGCUGUCAGGAGACAAUGUCAGCCUAACCCCGACGCUCCCGAACCUCAGAUCCUGGACUACAUAACGCAGCAGCACAAGCUGUUCAUUGGUAUCGCAACAGCACAUGCACUGCAGCUCACCAGCGCUUGGUUGUGGACUACCUUCGCCGCCGUGCAGGCCGAUAUGAGAGAGGGAAACGUGGAUAAUUUGCCAGAGCUCCACGCUUUAUCCAGCUGCCUUAAAGCACUCAGCACAUCAGACUCUUUAGUUCUCAUAGAGCAGUGUCGCUUUGCGUGUGGUGGCCACGGAUACAUGCUGUCCUCCCGUCUACCGACCUUGUACGGCUACGUGUCGGGAAUCCGGACCAAUGAGGGAGACUACACUAUCUUGAUGCUGCAGUGUGCAAGGUUUUUAGUAAAGGCUUUUGAACAGACGGAAGCUGGGAACACUGUGUCGCCUACCGUCUCGUACUUAUCUCAAACAGCCUCCGUGGGUAGCUGGGAUCCUUCAUUGGAAGGAAUUGUAUCAUCGUUCCAAAGACUUGCUAAGGGGAAGAUCUCUGCGGCUGUGACCAGCAUUCGAAGAAGAGUGGAGAGUGGUAUGACCUACGAAGACGCCUGGCAGCUGUCGACGGUCCAGUUAGUGGCUUCAGCCGAGGCCCACUGUCGCGCCGUCAUCUGCAGCGCCUACUGGAGUGAGACACAACGCCUCACUGCAUCGUCGUCGGCAAACGUCAGAGCCGUAAUGCAACAGCUGGCUUCUCUCUACAUAACUUACUGGGCUUUGGAGAGGACUGGAGAUUUGUUGAGGUAUUGCAGCAUCAGCGAAGAUGACAUCGUAAGCCUGCAACAGCGGUAUGAAGAGUUAUUAGCGCUCAUCAGACCAAAUGCUGUUGGACUAGUCGACGCCUUUGAUAUCAGAGAUGAGAUCCUGCAAUCAACCCUAGGCGCGUACGACGGCCGCGUGUACGAGCGGCUGAUGGCGGAAGCCCAGAAGACUCCGCUCAACGCCGAGCCUGUGAACAAGAGCUUCCAUACGCACUUCAAGCCCUUCAUGCAGGGGAAACUGUGAAAUUGUAACUGUGAACGAAUUGUGACGUCAUUAAAGUUUUGGUAGUGAAAGUUA